UAUGACGAUAACCAGAAAAUGAGUCGCAUGAAACAGGGAAGUAAAUGAAAACGUAAAUGGAAGAGCCAAAUUUAAAAUUAUUGUAUGUCGAUACUCAGAAAUGGAUUUAGAUGAAUAUCUGUUAGAGGAAGAUCUCUACUGUUGUGUAUAUAAGAAGAUGUUCAGAUGAUAUUCUUCACACAUCAAUCUCUCAUCCAUCUCUGAGAUCUUGAAGCUCAACACAACUUCUCCAGGAUUCAUUUCUUCACAUCAUCUAAAACAAUGAGACAUCUGAUGGCUUUGAUGUUUCUGGUGAUCUUCUGCUCUCUGCAGUUGACUACAAGCGCUCCAAUUGCCUCUGAUGUGGCCAAAUCAACAUGCUGUGCUAAGUUCAGCAAUGCACAGAUUCCUCUGAAACUGGUGAAGUCGUACUAUUGGACCGCCAGCAGCUGCUCCAAACCAGCCAUUGUGUUUCUGACUAAAAAAAGGAAGAUCUGUGUAGAUCCAGAAACCAGCUGGGUGAGCGGUCACAUCAAUGAAGUGGACAACAGAACAACAAAGACCCAAAACAAGACAGUCUGAAGAAUUGAUUUAUGUGUUUUAAUAUUUAAACUCAACAUCUGACUCUG
Paramisgurnus dabryanus is the source of this 608-nucleotide messenger RNA. Its product is annotated as C-C motif chemokine 3-like 1. Gene Ontology annotation, molecular function: CCR chemokine receptor binding; chemokine activity. Gene Ontology annotation, cellular component: extracellular region. Lineage: Eukaryota; Metazoa; Chordata; Actinopteri; Cypriniformes; Cobitidae. The record is from RefSeq and is a predicted model, not a curated record. Gene Ontology annotation, biological process: positive regulation of GTPase activity; antimicrobial humoral immune response mediated by antimicrobial peptide; positive regulation of cell migration.